Molecule: messenger RNA, 4129 nt
Organism: Exophiala xenobiotica
Lineage: Eukaryota; Fungi; Ascomycota; Eurotiomycetes; Chaetothyriales; Herpotrichiellaceae
Exons: 5
Coding region: 589-2958 (789 amino acids)
Biological process (GO): regulation of transcription by RNA polymerase II
Cellular component (GO): nucleus
Molecular function (GO): DNA-binding transcription activator activity, RNA polymerase II-specific; RNA polymerase II cis-regulatory region sequence-specific DNA binding
Source: RefSeq, a predicted model, not a curated record
CCUCAGUGUCUCUCUCAUCGAUUUCCUCGUCUUCCACUUUUAUACCCGAUCCACUUCCCUUGCUUCACGAUCCCUGCAACCCAUGGCCCCCAAUCAGAGCCACUAACAGACCGCAAAUUCCGCUACAACAGCAAAGGCCCCGGCGAGGGUAUCCUAUCCCCCCGGUCGUUUAGGGGAUCCACGCUUUCCAACGCUGCGACUAGACCUCACCUACGUCUACCUCUACCUCAUACAACCUCACCUCGAUUCUCUUGAUCAUUCGCACUCGCCGGCCAAACUGUCGAUCAUCCUCUCUGGCUUUUUCGUGCGCCUCGCACCGGUUGAAGUCCAGAGUCCAGUCCGUUCCACGCCUCUCCUCCGCGACCUACAUUAAAGAUAGUCUACGCGCACCCAGCAAGGCGCAGCACUUCACCCAUCUCACCCAUCCCGGCCACCAUUUCGUCAAUAUCGGUCUAUCAUUACCAUCAUUCACUCGACCAAUGCAGCUAUUCUAAGUGGCAUCACGUUCGACCAUUAGACGUCCGGAUGUCGUUGAUUUGACCCCAGUCUUUCUGAGACUUGCAGCCUGAGACGUCGCCUCCGCCGCAAAUGUUUCGCAAUCGGCGCAAUACUCAGAAGCCCGAUGAGCAGUUGUACGCGGCCUUCAAGCAGAGCUUUCCCGAGGUCGGGCCUGUAGCAACUUCGUCAGCUGUCCAAGGGGAAGGAGGGCCUGCACGCCGAUCAUCUACUCUAAGCGAGGCGAUUGUCGAUGAACCUUCUUCCACCCAGCAAGGCUUUGAAACCCAACCAGAUAUCAAAGAACAGGAUGUGACGCCCAAGCCUUUCACCGACGCCUGGAGAUUCACCCCGUCACUCAUGGAUCCCAACUCUUUCGCCUUUUCGGCCUUUGCAAACCAGCCCCCAGGAUACUAUACACCGACCCCUGGGGGCUUCGGCACUCUCUACCAUCCCCAGGCUGGCGACCUUCACACCCCCGGCAUGGGAAUGAACACGCCAUUGUCCUUACCACACUCCGUCCAGACCCUCCACGCUCACGAUCCCAUGAUGCAACUUCAGCAUUUCAACCCCCAUCUAAUGCACCAGGCUCAUCCAUUUCACGACCCUUUCCAUCAACAAGCCCAGAUGCACGUCCCUCCGCCACAGCCGCAACAGACUUUCGCCCCUCAACAGUUCCUGCAGCACCAGGACUCUGGCUAUGUCGCCAUGGACGAUACUCCGCAGAAAACGACCCCAACCCAGCCUGACAUGGCCGCACGCCCGCCGAGUAUGGUUCCGUCUGUCCAGCAGCACAUGCCGGGAAGGAUGGGCAUGACUGGCCUGCCGAUGGGGGAGCAAUUUCGAUUCCACACCACGCUGAAUGCGCCGACUGCCAUGAUUCGACAUGCGGACGAGAUCCCCAUCACCUAUCUCAACAAAGGCCAGGCCUACACAAUGUCUAUAUGGGACCAGACCCCGCCAAUGCCACAAAUGCCCCAGCAUGCGCCGCUUCAGUACCGGACCUAUGUUCGGGUCUCCUUCGAAGAUGAGCAGCAACGCGCACGUCCUGGAUCCUGUUGGCAGCUCUGGAAAGAAGGCCGUGGUUCAAAUGAAGCUCACCAGCGUGGGGGAAGACUCCUUGCGGUAGAGUAUGUGGAUCCUAACCAGGGAGGCGACGAUGAACUACGGAAAUCUCAGAUCCAGCUGGAGAAGGCCUCUUUCGACGGCUUUGCCGUGACUUGGUUCCCCAAUCCCGUCAACGGUGGCCCUGACUGUUCGAUCUCGGUCCGCUUCAACUUCCUCUCCACCGAUUUCAGCCACUCCAAAGGCGUCAAAGGCAUACCAGUCCGUCUGUGUGCAAAGACGGAAUUGCUCACGCCUCAAACUGGCGCCAGCACUGAGCCAGAAGUCUGCUUCUCCAAAGUCAAGCUGUUCCGAGAUCACGGGGCGGAAAGAAAACUCUCCAAUGAUGUCGCGCAUGUCAAGAAAACGAUGGAGAAGCUGAAGCAGCAGAUUGCUCAAGCUGAAGCUGGCCUGGGAAAUGCUGGGAAAAGGAGGAGAAGUGGAUCCAUGGCUCGACCUUCUGGUUCUCGACCAGGAAAAGUUGUCAAGCACAAGAGAACAUGGUCAGUGGAUUCUGAAGGCGAGGGGAUCAAGUUCUCCGCAGAGGAGGAUCUCCAGAUGAAGCUUGUGAGCAUGCAGGAUAUGUUCUCCUCCACGAGGCCCGUCAGUGUGCUCUUCCUGCGUGGCGAACCCGAGGAUGAUCCGGACCUGUUUCCGGUCAAAUUGCCAGGAGAUGACCCGGACAUGAAGCAAAUUGUUCGGACGACGACUUGGGAGUCACGGCAGAGCACUUCUGACUCACCGACGUCCAACGCAGCCUCUCCCAGUACCAGUUCGGCGUCUCAGACGACUCCUAAGAGAAAAUUCUCGCAAAUUCAGCAGUCUGCCAUACAAGAAGAGAGCGAAGGCGACUGCGAGAACGAGCCGAGCGCAUCCACGUCCGGACCAGUCAAGAUACCGAAAAGGGAGCCCGAUUCUGCGUCCAAAAAGGAUCUAUUUGCUGUGGACGUCGACAGCGAUUAUCAGCCACCCGUCGAAAGGCCUAUCCGACCAAUGGCAUGUUUCUAUGUACGCCAAAAAGACGCCGCCAAAGAAUAUUACCGCGCCGUCUAUCUGAUGCACAGAACCGUUAGAGAUCUGAUCAAGGGCAUUUCUGAAAAGUUCCAGAUCGACCCUAAUCGGGUAUGUCAAGUGACUCAUAUCAACUCUCGUGGACUACACAUUAUCGUCGACGAAGAUGUGGUUCGAGAAGUCCCCGAAGGACAAGAUAUGAUUGUCGAGUUCGCGCCAGUCCAACCCGAUCACUCAUUGAAACAAGAGUUCGUCGCGCCGGAGGCGGCCGAGGUCAUGGUCGACGGGGACAUUGGGCCCGCCGACACAUCAAUACUGGACCCUCUGGAGAUGUGGCUGAAUUAUUGAUGCCGUCGAUGCGUGCUUUGCAACAUUCACAGGUUCCGAAAAUUGCGCGAGAUACCCAACUUCUCUAUACACUAGUUUAAUUCCAUUACGAACACGACGAUUUCAUUUACGACGAUUUUUCCUAUGGGAGGACUUUGGCGCGACUAUCGAGGAGCCAUGCUAUACUAUUUGAUACCCCAAAUGGCGCAACGCCAUACCAGAUGCGCGGCACCGGGCUUGUCACCACGUUCUGGAUAUCUGUACAUUUCAGCGACAGGAGGUGGAAGAGGUAUUUUGUGGGCGUCGGAAUUUUCCCCAUCUUCUUCAACACACUAUUGCAACAACUAUUUCUUUUUUUUUCUAGUACACGACAGGAUGAUCGAAUGACGGGAUGAUACACGGGUCCCCGAGCGAGAUCCGCAUACUCUUUACGAGAUACAUGAACUUUCGAGAUACCCACAUUGUCAGAAAUCUCCCUUUGAUUUGGCAGGAAGAUACCCAGCGAACUUUUACGAGUGUCAGGGAUAGCAACAAGAUCAGUGUAUCGACUAUCUAAUAUUGGCUGCUCGGCUUUUCUUACAUUUUGCCGAGUUUUUGAUGGGAGGUUUCACACAAUACACCCGGGAGGCCGGGACAUGGGGUGGCGAGAAGUGGGCGGCGUCCAGAACGAGGGAGACAGGCUCAAACACUUUGCUUCUUCCAACGGGGAAAGAUUGUGGCGAUUGUUCAGAGGCUCACAACGUAGGCAGAAGAACAACUAUGGUCUACGGGUGAAGUCGAUGGAGCCGGCCAUGAGCGAUUCGGAAAUCUGCAGGAACGGUUUGUUCCCGCUCAUUUCAGAGGAGACAAUUGGACUUGCCAAUCACAAAAGUCCCUUCCCUGGGUGGCCCCUCCCGGUAAACACUUCCACAGAUGGGGAAGAAGGUGGCCAACGUCCUGCUAGCAGGAUGGUGUGGCGAUAUGUGUGGCUGUGCAAGCGAACAUGAUAGCGAAUCAACAAAUUCUCCCGGAAGGAAGAUGCUUUUCACAACCUCGACAUGUUCCGAAGAUAGCUACCAUGAGAUACCCAUGACCAGCUGACCAGGCCGAUCUAUUCUUCGCUUAAGCCGUUCUACAGUGGUAUACGAUGGCGAGCUUUGGAACAUGCAUGAGGCUAGAGAGGAUUUGCGUGCUAGAGAAAGCGAUGGCAGUG